Molecule: messenger RNA, 1745 nt
Organism: Parathielavia appendiculata
Lineage: Eukaryota; Fungi; Ascomycota; Sordariomycetes; Sordariales; Chaetomiaceae
Exons: 5
Coding region: 125-1540 (471 amino acids)
Biological process (GO): D-serine catabolic process
Molecular function (GO): D-serine ammonia-lyase activity
Source: RefSeq, a predicted model, not a curated record
AUGUGGAUGUGGACCCAAACUGAGCGAACUAUGUGAUACCGUCAGCCCCCGCAGUUCAUCCGUCGAGUCUGCUUAUCUGUCUUCCAAAAACGUUGCUUUCAAUAGACGCUUCAACCUAGACAAUAUGGCAGCUACCUCGCCCAGUGCCAGGCUCAAGGAGCAGCUGCGGGCAAGAUUCGUGGGCAAGACGCUCUACGAAGUGCCCACUCCCUCGGUCGUGUUGGACCUUGCAAAGCUCGAAAUCAACUGUCAGCGCAUGCUUAAGGCCACGCAGAGACUCGGUUUGCUGUGGCGGGCUCAUAUCAAGUCUCACAAAACUACCGAACUCACCCGCCUCCAAGUGGGAGACACCCUCACCACACCCGUCUCAUUGAUAAUUUCAACCAUCGCCGAGGCAGAAAACAUCCUCCCCCUGCUCAAGGAAUACCAAUCCCGCGGUCGUCCCGUCAACAUCCUCUUCUCCUUCCCCCUCUUCCCUUCCGUCACCCCGCGCCUAGCCACCCUCCUCGCCCAGCUUGGCCCAAACUCCCUCGCCCUCAUGAUCGACCACCCAUCCCAACUCGGGCCCCUCUCCACCCUAAUCAACACAGCCAACCACCGCCCCCUAAUCUUCCUCAAAAUCGACACCUCCUACGGCCGCGCCGGCGUGGUUCCCAACACCCCGGCCUGCACAACCCUCAUCGCCGCCGUUUUGACCGCCGAAGAGCAAGGGCUGUGCACUCUUCAUGGCGUCUACUCGCACGCGGGGCACAGCUAUGCCGCGAGGGGCGGGACGGGCGAGGUGGCGGGGUACUUGGCGGGCGAGGUCCGGGGGCUAGUGGAUGUUGCGAGGGAGGUUGUUGCUGCUAGGAAGCGGGAGAGCGCGCUGGUGUUAUCUGUUGGUGCCACGCCGACGGCUCUGGUGGUGCAGGCGCCUGAGUUUUUGGACGGGGCUGCUAGGGAGAAAGGAGGUGCGGUAGGGGAGGUGGAGGGGUUGGUGCGGGAAUUGAGUGGGGAGGGGUUUUUGUUGGAGGUUCAUGCUGGUGUGUAUCCGACGCUGGAUAUGCAGCAGCUGGCCACACACGCUAGGGACACGUCGCUAAUGACGGCGGAUAAUAUCGCCAUCAGCGUGCUUGCCGAGGUAGCUUCUCUUUACCCCGACCGCGGCGCCAAUGGAACCGCCGAAGCCCUCAUCAACGCCGGAACCCUGGCGCUUGGCCGCGAGCCGGUGGCUGACAGAGGCAGGGUCCCUGGGCAGGACUACUCCAGUUGGGGCUUCCUGAUGCCUUGGGGCCUGGGUAACCCGACACCAGGCCCAGACUUCCCACGUGCCCACAACGGUUGGCAGGUUGGCCGCAUCAGCCAGGAGCACGGCAUCCUGAUCUGGCAAGGCAGUAAAGAAGGCGAAAUUCCGCUUGGCUACGGACAGAGAGUCCGCGUCUGGCCCAAUCACAGCUGCAUUGCGGGUGCCUGCUUUGAUUGGUACUUGAUCGUAGACAGUCGGAACAAGGGGCAUGACGACGAGGUGGUGGACGUCUGGCCACGGUGGCGGGGAUGGUGAGAGCGGUCAUAGAGAGUGCAUCUUUGACUGUUACUCAGUCACUGCUUCUCCGGCCCAAGAACCACCGGUGGUGUUACACUCGGUUCUUCGAUAGGAGUCCAUCACACGAGAGCGUACACACCCUGCCAUAUCGUCAGAAUUGGUUCCCGUUUUCUCAUCCCUUCACCAAAUUCUCAGUCUUCUCCGGAACCUUGAAUGUAACAAU